AUGGAGCUCGGGGCCAGGAUGGAGCCCCGCGCGGGGGCCUGCCAGUACGCCCAUGUGCAGCUGCAGGGGGGCGCGCCCUGGGGCUUCACUCUCAAGGGGGGGCUGGAGCACGGCGAGCCGCUCCUCGUGUCCAAGAUUGAAGAUGGAGGCAAGGCUGCCCUGUCCAGGAAGAUGAGAAUCGGAGAUGAGCUGGUGAAUAUCAAUGGUACCCCAUUAUAUGGCUCCCGCCAAGAAGCACUCAUCCUCAUAAAGGGUUCCUUCCGGAUCUUGAAGAUGAUUGUCAGGAGGAGAACCACCCCCCUGGCCAGGCCACAUUCAUGGCACGUGGCCAAGCUGCUGGAGGGGCGUCCUGAGGCGGCAGCGACUGCCGCCAUGAACUUUCCUGAAGACCCCUUCAGCUUAUCCUGGCAUUCAGGCUGUGACACCAGUGACCCAUGUGUGCAGUGGUGCCCACUGUCUCGUCACGGCAGCACUGAAAAGAGCAGCUCCAUUGGCAGCAUGGAAAGCCUGGAACAGCCCGGCCACGUGUGCCAGGAGGGCCACGUCUCCCCUGUGGAGCAGAGCACGUAUCAGAGUCAGCGAGAUUCGGCCUAUAGCUCCUUCUCCGCGGGCUCUAGUGCAUCAGACUACACCCUACCCCUGCGGCUGGAGGAGACGGCAGUCUCGGACUGCAGCCCUCUGGGCCACGGGCCAGCCAAGGGCCAGGAUGACCUCUACCUACACACAGGGCCUGAUGGGGAAGAGACCAUAGGGGCAGCGGGGCCAUCAGGCCACCAGACGCCCAGGUCCCAGCCUUCACCCAGCCCCCAGGAGGGUCCUGGCUCUGGCUCUGCUCAAGUUGCAGUGGCCCCCACAGGCCCUCCCCAGCCUCCGGUAAGGCGAGACAGCCUCCGAGCCUCCAAGACCCAGUUCCGCCAGACAGAGAAGCGCAGGGCUUCAGUGCCAGGCGGAGCCUUAUACACAAAGGAGAGAUGGAAUUCCGAGACCUCAUUGUCUUCAGACAUCCCUCCUGGGCCCAGCUGCCCCUGUAGUCAGGUCCGGGAGCCCCAUGAGGGCCACUGGAAGGAUGGUCCGGCCCAGGAGCAAUACUGUGUGCUGAGCCAUCCCUCAGGGUUGGGCCACCGUGAAUCCAGGCUACUGCCGAAGGAGAGCCCUCAAAGGACAGGGUGGCCUGGCCAGGACCAAAUCAGGGAAGAGUACCCACCAUCCCACGGCCCUGGUAGAGGGCCUGAAGUGAAAGAGGCGGCCAAGGCUGCCCUGACUGCCAUCCCUGCCCACCUUACUGGACUGACAGGCCACCGCCACAGUGCUCCCGAGCAGUUGCUGACCUCUCAGAUUCGAUCUCUGCGCCUCAAUGUGGAGAGGGACGAGAACAGUGAAGGGACUGAAUUGCAGGCCAAGCAGGAGGGGCACUGCUGGACCCUGUCCCCCCUCCACAGUGCCCAUGUGGGGCAGAAGAGUCCCUGCCACCCAGCGGCAGGAGCCCAGAACAAGCCCGGUGAGAAGCGGAUGGUGGGAAAGGCGGGCAGCCAAGCUUUGGCUCCAGAAAGCUCGGGUCAGAGCAGCCCUACUCCAGGGGGCGCCUCCUGCAGUCGUCAGGAGGAAAGCGCCCCCAGCGAACCAGUCACCGUCCAGCUCUCUGGCCUCCCCGAUGUUCCUCAGCAGGCCGUCUCCAAGCCAGCAAGCCAUGCGGGCACAACACAGGAGGAGGGCACGGAGACCGCCAAGAGCAAGGGCCCAGAAAAUGUGCGCAGGAGUGGCUCACGCUACCGCUCCGCUCAGCAGAGACGCAGGAGCGAACGCUUCGCCACCAACUUGCGAAAUGAGAUCCAAAGGAGAAAGGCCCAGUUGCAGAAGAUCAAGGGCUCUCUGGCCCUUGUCGGUGACCUGGAGGAGCCGGAGCCUGUGGAGGAGACAGAUGAGCCUGCUGGAGAGCCCUCGAGACCACCAUCUCCUGAGGCUCCCAAAGCCGCCCCUGUAACUGCCCCAUCUCCCCAGCCUCCGGCUCCUACCCCAGCUCCAGAGCCCACCCCGCCUCUCCCUGACCCUCCCCAGGCACCCACACCGGCUGCUCACCAGAGACUGGCUAGCCCAGGAGAGCGGUUGUCUGAUCAGCCCCGACCGAAAGGUAACAUGCUGAGGGCCAGAUCCUCAGAGUGCCUCAGCCAGACCACAGAAAGCCGAGAAUUGAGGACGCCACUGAAGGGCCCUGGCCAGAGUCCCUGGCAGCCUGCAGCUGGACUCCACCCCUGGUGCAAGGCUCCUGGGCAUGACCCUUCCAAGGCCGGGUCCCAGCCUGGGGUUCGGGGAGGCCGGUGGCGGUGGUCUCCAGAGCGGAAACUACAGCCUCAACUGAUGCCAAUCUCAAGUAGUGUUUUGAACCUGAGAGAGGAGAUGAGCGUCACUUCUGGGGAGGAGACCAUCUUCGUGCCUUUUGCAGAUAGGAAGAAGAUUUUCGAAGACACCAGCAAGACCUUGCCACCAGCCUCAUCCCUUGGACACAGUAAAACCUUUACCCUGAGGCCGAAGGCAGUCGACCCACCUGCCUUCCAGCCCACGAGCACCAGCUACAGAGACCUGAGACGUCAUUCAGUGGACCAAGCUUAUCACUCCUCGGCCUCCCUGGCCCCAGAACCUGCCACUUACCCAGAAUGCUUUGUGAACAAGGAGCUGGAGCAGCCUGUGUGUUACCAGCCCCUGGCACACUGUGGGGAGUUUGAGUGCCUCCGGCCUUGCUCCUAUGCCUGUGGUAUUCCGGGAGCUGUGGGCCACGACACAUGCACCUACUGCCCCGUCCUGGUGAAGAGAAGCAUGCUUCCAGCCCACCGCAGCUACCGCUGCCACCACCAGCAGUUGGCUCGCUGUGCAGCCUGCUGUCACCCUGGUCCCCAGCACAAGGCUGGGGAAGAAAGCAGCCCUUCCUGGAAGGCCCGGAACUCCUCACUGAAGGAGGUUCCUCCGGAUGAAUGGGAAUCGACGAAGAUCAACAGGAAGGCUGGCCAGCCUCCGAGGGACCGGUCUCAUUAUAAGAUUGGCUGCCCCCGCUCUUGCUUUGAGAACCCCGGGCGUGAGUGGGCAGCGUGCUACCGAGUGGCCUCUUCCCUCGACCUCUUGUGUGACUACGAUCACUCAGUGGGGACCCUGAUGGGCAGUGCCGUCUAUGAGCAAGGCAGUCUGGCGCCUCCAUUGCCCCAUCCGCUUCGGGGUCGGGCCUUCUCCGAGAGUCACAUCAACUUGGAGCCCCCAACCACACGGGCCAGAGAGAGAAGAGAGCUCCUGGCCAAAGUGGAUGAGACCCGGCCGGAUCCUCUGGGAGCAAGAAAGAAAGCCCCGCCUCCCCCCCGGCCCCCGCCUCCCAACUGGGCGAAGUUUAAGGGCAACUGGCUCGCUUACCACUCCCAGUAUGCUAGCUUAGAGAGCUCGAGUGGCCGGAGGUCUGACACAGCCUUGGAGCAGCCUCGCCCUCAGGGAGGCCAGGCGGAGGUGGUGAGGAAGCGGUCCCAGAGCCUCCCUCCAGAGCCACUGCCCAGAGACAGGACUGGGCCGGAGCAGCCUGGUCCUCAGUACUACCAUCCUGGUGGAGUAUGGAGGAUGCCAGACCCUGCCACCUCAGCCAGAUCCGAGAGAUCUGUAGAAGAGCAGCCAAAAGCCAAAGCCGCCUGGAGCCAGGGCCGCUCCCCUGCAGAGGAACAGUACCGCCUGGUUAACUGGAGCCCAGAGCAGCAAAGGCUCAGCCCUGCUGGCCUUGCCACAGAGGAAUCUGGGCCUGUUCAAGACAUCACUGAGGUUGAGACCUGCCGUGUGGUCUCGACUCGGAAGUCAGCCCCGGCCCGUGUGAGCUCAGAGGAGCUGAUGAGAGAUGUGGCAGACAGAGAUCGGUCACUGGCUGGCAUACUGAGCUCAGCCUCCAACAUGGUGACAGUUGCGGAGGUCAUGGGUGACCUCUUCCCCACCGAUGAGCCGUCUUGGAAAAAACAUUUGGCAAGAAAGAGACAGGAGGUAGCCAAGGAAAGGCAGGAAUUCCAACCCAUCUCCCCGCCGCCAUCGACCGGCAGCUUCAGCACCCCCACCAGCCCCAUCAGCCCCACCAGCCCCACUUGCCCCACUUCCUACUCUGCCUACUACAACACCUCGGCUGGCAAGGCAGAGUUGCUGAACAAGAUGAAGGAGUUGUCCCAGCUGGCCAAGGACUCCCUGGGAGAGGCCGAAGUGGACCACGAGCUGGCUCAAAAGAAGUUGCAGCUCAUUGCCAGCAUCAGCAAGAAGCUGUCGGUGCUGCAGGAAGCCCAGAGGGGGCUACUGGAGGACAUCAGUGCCAACACGGCCCUGGGGGAGGAGGUCCAGGCAGUGCUGAAAGCCGUCUGCAAGGCCAAUGAGUUUGACAAGUUUCGCUUGUUUAUCGGGGACCUAGAUAAGGUGGUGAACCUGCUGCUCUCACUUUCUGGGAGGCUGGCCAGGGUGGAGAAUGCCCUCAACAGCCUGGACCCUGAGGCCACUCAGGAGAAGCUUGCACUGAUGGAGAAGAAGCGGCAGCUGACGGAACAACUGGAAGAUGCCAAGGAGCUCAAAGAGCACGUGGACCGGCGGGAGAAGGCCGUGUAUGGCACAGUGUCCCGCUACCUGCUUCAGGAGCAGCUCCAGGACUACCUGCACUUCGUCAAGAUGAAGUCAGCCCUCAUCAUGGAGCAGCGGGAGCUGGAGGAGAAGAUCAAGCUCGGGGAGGAGCAGCUCCGAUGUCUUCGGGAGAGCCUCGUUCUGGGCCCCCAAGAUUUCUAAGACCCCGAGCGUGCCGUGAGGGGGUGAAGGAGCUUCCAGGGAGUUCGCUGCACCCCUGCCCUCCCGCCCUCCCUUCAUCCGCUCACCAAAGAUCCCCUGCUGCCCCAGCCCUGCCCUAGUCCAGAACCCAUCCGUGGCCCCCUCUGGCCCAAUGCUGCCAGCAGAGCCUGAGCCCAAGGCUGCUGGGUACGCCCCUGCUCGUGUUCCUCUCUGCUUAGCGGGGUACACGUGGAGACACUGAGGCACAGAGACUCGUCACUUAUCUAGAGAAGCCAAGCUAAGGCUAGAUCUCCCCUAGAACCUUGCUAGAAAGAGCCAGGGUCAGUCACCAAGCACCACCCCAAGGACAGCCAACGGUGUGCAUUCACCGGAGGGAUCCCUUCGUGUGCUGUGUCGUGGGUGCCACAGCAUGAGCGUGGAGGGUGUGGCCUUUGUCCUCUGCCAGUCACCUCCGACACCCACAGCCCUGGUGGACAGCCAGCAGAUGUCCAUAUUGGCAGCCCACCCUCAAGGGUACCACACUGCAGGGUGUUUGUUCCUGGGGCUACCGAAGCCAAAGCCGCCUCCUCUCCGGCAUACGCCAGCAUUCUUCUUUCCAUUUUAUUUAUUGAUCCUCUAAAACCCUAACGAGGAGGGCAUUGGGAGAGAGGCAAAGUCUGCCCCAAGAGGAGGCUCGGUGGGCAGCAUUGGAAGGCCCAGGUGCUGCCUAAUGGCACUGCCAUGCCAGCGAGAAAGGCGAAGGCUUCUCCCAGUGAGCCUCGCAGACCACGGCCCUGACGCCACCCAGCUCGCUCAUGAAGCAGGCUGCAAGAUGGGUGUUCACGUUUCGGGUUGAUUUUUCCCCCUAGCUGGCAGACACGUGCACCUACAUUUCUGGGUCCCUGCUCUGGCAUCUUAGUCUAUAUGCCGGCCAGCACCAGAUGCAGAAUCUGCCUUCACAGACCCCAGGAGGGAAGUGGAGGCACCAGUUAGAAGUGGCUUCGUCUCCUCUGUCACCUUACCUGCUGGAAAAGUUAGAACUGCCUUCUCCAGGGGUGUUCAGGCAGAGGCAGGGAGAGAACAGGUGGGGCCCAGCCCCAGGGAUUGCCAGAGCAGGCCCUGGUUACUCACCUGCCUGAAGCUGGGGGCCGUUGGGGCCUUCCAAAUUCCUGUGGGGUUUGGUGUCUUCCCAGGAGGUUGUGAAGGGCCGCCCGAGGAUGGCUGGCUGGGAGGUGAAGGAAUUUGCCAGGGCACUCACCGCCGCUCUCUCACAAACGCCAGCUUCCUGCUUACCGUCUUUGAAACCAAGGGGAGACGGAUAUGGGCUUAGCCCCUCCCUUGCCCUGGGAUUCUUCAUCACUGGAACGGGGGGGGGGGCUGGCUGCCUGGCCGGGAGAUGGUCUUCCCGCUGCCAGGCCCCCUCUCUGCCCCGGGUGGUCAUGCUGACCCCUCGCCUCCAGGCCUUUUCUGUCCCUGCCAAGGCCAGGGGCAGCAGGCUUGCUGAGGAAGGAGCGUGGCCUUACUCAAGACAAAGUGGAGGCAGGCAGGCAGGCAGACGUGUUGAGGUAAUCCUAACGAACAGAAGCACGGGCCCUGGGGAGGAAUGGAGGACGUCCGGGACAGUCAUCAUAAGCACUGGCACUGGGCGGGGGCUCUCCAUUCCCUGUGCGGUCCCCCGUGAUGCCGUCCUGGGGGUUGUGGACAGGCUGGUGCUCAGCAGGCACACGCAUUCGGCCUAGAUGGGGAGGCCCUGGCAGUAAAUGCCCCAGGGGAGCUCCAGUGGCGGGGAGUAGGGAGAGAGAAAGGGGGGACAGUGAGAGAGUUGAAGAAGGAGGCCGGCAGACAGCAGCUCCCCCACCCCCAGCCUAUCAGACCCCAGGGAGAGACCCUGGAAGAAGCCCCUGGAAUGUGCUGUCAUUUUAGAGCAGUAGGGAGUGACGCCCUCAUUCGUUGCCUGGUUUUCAGUAUCCCC
Molecule: messenger RNA, 6727 nt
Organism: Gracilinanus agilis (Agile Gracile Mouse Opossum)
Lineage: Eukaryota; Metazoa; Chordata; Mammalia; Didelphimorphia; Didelphidae
Gene: SHROOM4
Product: shroom family member 4
Exons: 11
Coding region: 1-4776 (1591 amino acids)
Biological process (GO): actin filament organization
Cellular component (GO): apical junction complex; cortical actin cytoskeleton; adherens junction
Molecular function (GO): actin filament binding
Source: RefSeq, a predicted model, not a curated record